AUGAUUCAAGAAAAUCCUAAUUCUUGGCCUGACGACAAUACACAGUGGAUUUCUCCAGUUUCUUAUGCCUUGAUGGUUGAAUUUAGUUUUCAAAUUGCAAUUUUAUUCCUAUUGCAAUGUUUCUGGAAUUAUGUUUCUAAUUCCAUCGCAAAAGCUUCAUUGAUGUCAAGAUUCGAAUUUAAACUAUAUGUUUUCUUGGGAGUUGUAUCUGCGUUCUUGUUCCCAGUACUACAAGCUGCGUUCAGUAAUAUUGCCACGUUAAGAGAGGCUAUCCCACAAUUAAUUUAUGGUGCUCAGUUAAUAGUACUUACUGUGUUGGGAACUGUGUCAGGUGGAAAUUCUUUAAAUAGUACAAUACAUGAUUCUAUGAGUUCACAACCUACAAAACCAUAUACUUCGGGGUUGGGGUUAGAUGUCGAUAGAGAUUCAUAUGCUCGUCUCAGUUCAUAUAACAAUAACACUGAUCGGUGUAUUGAAUCCGAUAAAUUUUCUUCAAAUGAUUCUUCGUCAAAUGAAAGCCCAAUUUCUUCUCAAAUGCUACCAGCUGCUCCAACUCCUAUAAUUUCUCAAAUGCUACCAGCUGCUUCAACUCCUAUAAUUUCUUCUCAAAUGCUACCAGCUGCUCCAGCUCCUAUAAUUUCUCCCCCUAAUUCAAUAUCUUCUAAUUCUGCGCCUUCAAUUGCUAAGAAAACAAAGUUGAAGCGUAACAUUUCAUUAUCAAGAGAUGGAAAAAUGAUAUAUGGUGAUACUGAACCACUGGGGAAAGUAGGCGGUUCGGAAUUUGUAGCUGUGGAAAAAGUUGAUGAUCCUAGUAUUAUACCUUAUUAUUUUUCGCGAGACCAACAGUUUUCAAAACCAGAUGAACAUGAUCCAAGAAAAUCGACUCAGGAAGAACGUAUGCUAGUAUUACAACGUCAACAUGAUGAAUUUAAUGUUUUAAGAAUGAAUGCUAUGAGAUCACAACAAAGUUUGUUGCUCAAUGAUGAAAAUAGGAGUGUAUCAAGUUCUGCUAUGAGAUCACAACAAAGCGUGUUGCUCAACAAUGAUAGUAAAAGUGUUUCAAGCUCUGCCAAUACUUUCAUUGAAGAUCAACAGGCUUUAUCAGCAUCGUCUCAUGCAAAAAGAACCUCUGGGGUCCCCUCUGUGUUAUCUAACGUGAAAAGGAGCUCCGAGGCCAUCAGCUAUGAAGAAAGUGAUGACGGCUAUUUUUAUGCUAUGUGA
Molecule: messenger RNA, 1221 nt
Organism: Racocetra persica
Lineage: Eukaryota; Fungi; Glomeromycota; Glomeromycetes; Diversisporales; Gigasporaceae
Source: the annotation of a GenBank genome assembly